This is a messenger RNA of Solanum dulcamara, 705 nucleotides long. RefSeq lists its product as uncharacterized. Gene Ontology annotation, biological process: chromatin remodeling. Gene Ontology annotation, cellular component: nucleus. NCBI's taxonomy places the organism in Eukaryota, Viridiplantae, Streptophyta, Magnoliopsida, Solanales, Solanaceae. The coding region runs from base 1 to 705 and encodes 234 amino acids. The transcript has a single exon. The record is from RefSeq and is a predicted model, not a curated record.
AUGACGAUUAAGUUGGUUGUUGGAGGGCUCACCCUGAACAUUAUUAGUGCCUAUGCGUCGCAAGUAGGGUUAGAUGAGGAGACAAAAAGGCGCUUUUGGGAGGACUUGGACCAAGUGGUGGUCAGUAUACCGCCUACUGAGAAGCUAUUCAUAGGAGGAGAUUUCAAUGGGCAUAUUGGGUCUGUUUCGAUGGGCUAUGACGAGGUGCAUGGAGGAUUUGGCUUCGGGUGCAAGAAUAGUAGAGGAGCCUCACUCUUGGAUUUCGCAAAAGCUUUUGGUUUAAGGGUGGCCAACUCGAGUUUUCCAAAGAAGGAGGAGCACUUGGUAACCUUUCGUAGCUCGAGGGAGGCGACACAAAUAGACUUCUGGCUCCUUAGAAAAGAUGAUAAAAGUCUCUGUAAGGAUUGCAAGGUCAUACCAAGUGAGUACCUUACGACCCAACAUAAACUAUUGGUCAUGGACUUAGAGAUAAAAAGGAAGAAGAAGAAGAGGGUCGUGGAUGACCGACCGAGGAUUAGGUGGGGUCGUUUGACUCCGUCUAGUGCCCUAGAGAUGGGGGAGAAGCUGAUGGCUAUGGGGCAAUGGGAUAGUAGGGGGGAGGCGAGCAGUAUGUGGGAUAGGACAGCCAGCUGCAUUAGGGAAACAGCUAGAGAGGUGCUGGGGGUCUCACGAGGCCGCCAUAGCGGGUAUCGAGAGGAUUGGUGA